UGCAGAAGAAGUUCGAUGGCAACUGCUUCCUCUCAUGAGCCUUUCGGGCGUAAACUUGCAACUUGGAAUCCAGCAUUAUCUCUAAAACCUGCUUUUCACCGGUAAAGACAGUCUUGUACCUGACGCAAUAUUUUAUUUGAUGACUUUAAUGCUGAUUUGAAGGAACAAGAAAAGUCCUUGAGCCAAAAGGGAAACCAUUUUUUUUUAUGAAAUUCAGCCCGGCCCACCUUGACUGACGCGGUCUUCUUUAUUUUAUUCAAUUGAUGCAUUGGUGGACGCGGUCUUCUUUCCUUUCUGUCCACGAGCAAGCGGUCUUCAAUUGACGCACCUUGACAGUAGGUUUAAUCACACCGCUUAAAAUUGCAAGCUAGAAAGAAGGCCGAGGGAGCAAGCUUCCUGUCUUCGGCUCACCGAGAACAAGACUACCACUGUGCAGCCGGAGUGUCCUCCAAUAUGGAUCUGAGGAUGAUCGGAAUGAUGGUCGGAGGAUGGUUUGCAUCCUACGUCGUAAAUAAACUGGCUGACAAGGUUUCGCUGCAUUUGGAUGGCCGAUAUGAUCUGCUCACGGGUGCGAAGGCUAUGGCGGAGGAUGUGAAGGCUAGACUUCCUCGUAUCCGAGCCGUGAUCCAGGCAGCGGAGGGGAGGCCGAUCAGGGACCCAGCUCUGGCCACAUGGCUGAGGCAACUCAAAGAUGCUGCCUACGAGGCUGAUGACGUGCUGGAUGAGCUUGAAUUCAAGGAGCUUCAUGAUAUGAUGUACGGCAAGAGCAAGGUAAGCGACUUCGUAACCCCCACUGUUAAGCUUCUCAAGCAUUUUAUAACGUCCGACGAUGACCUGAAAAACUUGAAGAAUCUUGCGGGAAAUCUUGAAAAGAUUUUUUUUGAUAUCAAUUGUAUGGAAGAACAAUUAAAGGACUACAACUCACAGCAGAGAAGCGUGACCAGAGAGACCAGCUCGAUUAUCCAGGACAUUGUGGUUGGGAGAGACAGAGAGAGAGACAUGAUAUUAGAUGUGUUGUUGCAUUUAGCUGAUGAACCGGAAUCUAGCAUCAAAUGUGGGGCUGGGAGUAGUAGCUACCCGAGUCUUGGCGUUCUUCCUAUAGUAGGCAUUGGGGGUGUUGGCAAGACUGCUCUGGCUCAACUUAUUUAUAAUGAUGAAAGAGUAGCAAGGCAUUUUGAGCUGAGGAAGUGGGUCUAUGUGUCUGACAAUUUUGAUGUCAAGCGAAUUUCUAAAGAGCUGACAUAUGACUCGGCGCACGACCGAAUCCCGGACGAUAUUAGUUUGGAUGGCAUUCUAGGGAAAGUUGGAGAUGCUACGAGGAACAAAAGGUUUUUGUUUGUCCUUGAUGAUGUGUGGGAUGAGACAGGUAGCAAGUGGAGAGAACUCCGUGGUGUCUUAACAUCUGGAGCGAAAGGAAGCAUGGUUCUGGUGACAACACAGAGCCCAGUAGUAGCAGAAAUUAUGGGCACGAUGGACCCGAUAGAAUUGAAGAGCCUACAGAAAGAUGACUAUUGGAUACUUUUCGAACAUUGUGCGUUCGGUGAAAAAAUUCUUGAGGAAGAGCGAAGGGAAAAAUUGCAAACAAUAGGAAGAAAAAUAUCUGAAAAACUACAUGGUUUACCUCUAGCUGGAAAGGUACUAGGAAGUUUAUUGAACUCCAAACUGGAUGAGGAUUACUGGAAGAUGAUCUUAGAAAGUGAGUGGUGGGAACAUGAAUAUGUUUUAGAUAAUAUACUUCCAUCUCUGGCUUUAAGUUACGAACACUUGAAUGCAAAUCUCAAGCAGUGCUUCGCUUACUGUUCCAUAUUUCCCAGGAGCUAUAUUUUCGAAAAAGAUCGGUUAGUCCAGAUGUGGAUGGCUCAAGGUUUUAUCCAGAACAAGAGUCAAGUAAGAAUGAGAAUGGAAGACAUCGGGGGUCAGAUAUUUGACGAAUUAACUAGUAGGUACUUCUUUCUACCAACUCUGACGGGCAAGUAUGUGAUGCAUGAUCUGAUAAGAGAAUUGGCAGCUUUUGUUUCGUUGGAUGAAUGCUUGGUCAUCAGCGAUGAGAAAGGAGAAAUUCCAGAGACAAUUCGCCACCUGACUCUGAGGACUGAUAAAAAAAUGGAUGCAAUUAUGGACACGUGUAGACUUCAAAACCUACGGUCCAUUUUAUUCUUUGGUGAUUAUGAUUCUGAAAGAUUUUACAGUUUUCUUGAUGGCAUGUUAAAACAAUCAAAAAGCCUGCGUGUUUUGGAUUUAUCUUACAGUCAGGUGAAGCUGAAGAAGCUACCGGAUGCUAUCAGUGGGUUAUCACAUCUACGGUACUUAGAUGUCUCCUGCACUAAGAUCAAACAGCUGCCCAAAUCAUUUGGUAGGCUUUGCCAUCUUCAAGUUCUGAGGAUGCGAUCCUGCCACCUUAUAAGGUUACCCGAAGACAUGAACAAAUUAAUCAACUUGCGGCAUUUAUAUGGAGAAGCAAACACAAUUUCUCUAAUUACUGGGAUUGGAGAUCUUAUCGACCUUCAAGAAUUAGAGGAAUUCCGAGUCACAAAGAAGAGGCGACAUGAGAUUGGGGAGUUGAAGGGCUUGAGAAAUCUUCGGAGACGGCUUGUGAUCAAGAAUCUUGAGAAUGUCAAUAGUAAGGAGGAGGCCAUGGAGGCGAUGUUGAAAGACAAAGAGCACCUAACUGCAUUGAAUUUAAUAAAGAAAUUAGAUGCAAGAAGUCUUCCUGAUGCGGAGAAGGAGAUAUUUGAAGGCCUCCAACCACAUCCAAGUCUUAAAGAGCUGAGCAUCAGGGGCUAUGAAGGUAUCAAAUUUCCAACUUGGUUGGUGGAAAGCAACUUUCUCGCCAAUCUAGAAUUUAUUUCUCUUGAUUCUUGUGUCAGGUUGGAGAGUCUGCCGCCAUUAGGGCAGCUGCCUUUCCUCAAGGAACUUCAUCUCGCUAACAUGCCUGCCGUAAAACGAAUUGGUCGUGAAUUUUAUGGUGACACUGGUGUGGCAUUUCCAUUCCUCGAGGCACUAACAUUUAAGGGCUUCUGGAAAUGGGAGGAGUGGUUGGAACCAGAUGGCGCACAAUUUUUACCUCGCCUCCGUAUACUCGAACUCCGUGGUUGCGACAAGCUAAGGAAAGUACCCCUCCUCUUCCAGUCAUCGCUUGUACAGCUCAGCAUCAAAUACUGUGGUGACUUCGGCGGUGCACUGCCCGGAUGUUUGCAGAGUCUCACCUCUCUCGCCCAGCUACGGAUCGUGGAUUUCCCCGCCCAAGUAUCUCUUCGUUUAUCAAAUUUGAGUUCUCUCAAAGUUUUAAAACUUUGGAAUUGCUCGGAGAUGAAGUUACUUGGGGAGGGGUUACAGUACCUUACUACACUUGAAAUACUAGAAGUCAACGGAUGUCCGAAGCUCAUCGAGUCCUCAGAGCCAGUGCAGAUCCACGAGGAGCAGGGACUGCGAACUCUCAAUGGUCUCACCAUAGACGACACGGUCCUAUUUCAAAAUCUGCGGAUUCUGUUGGGAAGCCUCCCCUCACUGCAGCGGAUGUCUAUUACUUUGUGUAAUGUUAUGGCCAACUUUACAAGGGAACAGGAGCUAUGGUUCCAGCAGCUGACAUCCCUUCAAGUGCUGGAUAUUAAAAACUGCCUGAGACUUGAAAGACUACCUUCUUCUUUGAAAUAUUUUCCCUCUAUCAGGAAGUUACAUAUACUCGCCUGCCCUAAGGUUAGCUCACUCCCAGGGAAUGGCCUGUCUACUUCGCUCAAAGAAUUACACAUCGAUGAAUGCCCUUUGUUGAAGGAUCGAUGCCAAAGAGGAGGAGCUGAUUGGCCAAAGAUUGCUCACAUACCUUUAAUACGUAUUGAUUCCGAAACCAUACAAAUGCUGUGAAAAGAGAAUUCGAUGCCGCUCCUACAUCCAUUCUUCAGCGAAACAGCCACCCAGAUUUAUUAAGAAAGUAAAAAUACAGGGAAGUUAUAGGAGGAGGGGGGAGGUGGAAGAUUAGAGGUUUGCAGGAUCUGGAAACACUAGGAUCAGAAUAACAAAACAGAGGAUCUGAAAAUGCUCUUGCAAGGUAAAAGUAUACAAGCCUCUGAAAUUCGGCUGAGUAAAACAUGAAGAUGUAAUUUCCUUUUACAGCACUGGAUGAUGCAAUCAAGGGAUCUUCAUGUCAUCUAUACCACCUGUUACUUAAUUAUUAACAUGUUGUUUAAGCACGCAUUUAAUGUUUCGGUCUAUAACUCUGGUUUCAAUUGUUCCUUGAAAUAUCCUUGUUGGUGCAAUCUCUGCGAGGAAGCAACUCACCUUGUAUUCCUCCACACAGACGUAAAAUAAAGUCUUAUGGUUGCUGGUCAUGCAUCUGUAGCAAGCUUGUUUUAAUCAAGUGGUUAGCUAGUUCAGCUAUUCCUAUUGAUCUCAGCUAGCCGCCUAUGUUUUGCAUCUGAGCUUAUGCUAUUAAUAUUUACUAGGUUUCUUGAGUUCUGAUGGUACCAUGUGUUUAUAGUUGCUUCAUUAUGGUGCUAACUUCAUGCUGCAUUCAAUUUUUUCAAAUCCUUUCACAGGCACCAGAUCUGGAUAUUGUAAUACAGGUUCGCUUCGCUAGUCACUUCCAAUCCUUGAGCAACUUGGGGUCUACAGAACUUUCACUAGGUCCCCUUGCGGAUCGAUCUUCUUCCAUUUGGGAAGUUCACAGCCAAUGAAAACUUCACAUGGAAGCCGAGCCCUCCAUGCAAGUCGAGCCUUAUCUGAAUCCACCGAAGUUGUUUCAAACCAUCCAUUAUCACCUCAUCUGCCUCUGAAGAAGCCACAGCUGAGUGCAGCAUAUUCAAUUUCGCAUCGUUUAUUUGGAGCUGCUGUAGCAUCCUCUAUCUUGUUAAUUCCUGCUGCUAUGAAGUUUAGCCCUUGUAUGUUGUAUGAAAGCCAAUUUCUGAAGUUGCUUCCGAGAGAGCUUUUUCACAAUCUGUUGAAACCAAAUAUCUGGAUCUGUUUGUAGAUGAUAAACCCAGAGUAUGGCAUUCAAACUGGAAUAGGUUCAUGUUUUAUUUGCCAUCCAGAAUAAGUAGGAACCUGCUGCUAAAAAUAUCAUUUUUCUAAUUGUUUUUUUACUUUGGCUAUUUAUGUUUUUCAUUGUCUUGAAAUUACAUCGUACUCAUUUUGUGAAAAAACUGUGGCAAUGCCAUUUU
Phoenix dactylifera (date palm) is the source of this 5153-nucleotide messenger RNA. The record is from RefSeq and is a predicted model, not a curated record. NCBI's taxonomy places the organism in Eukaryota, Viridiplantae, Streptophyta, Magnoliopsida, Arecales, Arecaceae.